Messenger RNA from Talpa occidentalis (Iberian mole), 7200 nucleotides. RefSeq names its product codanin 1 (gene CDAN1). The coding region runs from base 1 to 3696 and encodes 1231 amino acids. The transcript has 28 exons. Gene Ontology annotation, cellular component: nucleus. Gene Ontology annotation, biological process: chromatin organization. Lineage: Eukaryota; Metazoa; Chordata; Mammalia; Eulipotyphla; Talpidae. The record is from RefSeq and is a predicted model, not a curated record.
AUGGCGGCCGUUUUGGAGUCGCUGCUGCGAGAGGAGGUGUCGGUCGCAGCCGCCGUGCGGUGGGUCGCGCGCAGCGCCCGGAGUUCGGAGGAUGACCCCGGCGACGCGGCCGCGCUGCGCCCGCUCCGGCCGCUGCGGAAGGAAUUCGUGCCGUUCCUGCUGAACUUCCUGCGGGAGCAGAGCAGCCGCGUCCUCCCGCAGGGCCCCCCAACCCCCGCCAAGGCGCCGGGCUCCUCGGCAGCCCUCCCAGGGAGGCCGGGGGGCCCGCCGCGGGGCGGCCGCGGGGCGCGCAGCCAGCUCUUCCCUCCGGCCGAGCCUCCGAGCGCCGCCGAGGCCCCUCUGGCCCGCCGCGGCGGCCGAAGGCGGGGCCCGGGGCCGGCCCGCGAGCGAGGAGGCCGCGGCCCCGGGGCCCAGGAGGAGGGAGUCGGCGGGGAGAGCCAGUCCUGGGUCGGGGGCCGGAGACCUAGGGGCUCCGGCAGCCCCGGGAGCCCCAGCCUCGCACGUUCUGAUCCGCCAAACCUCAGCAACCUGGAGGAGUUCCCUCCCGUAGGCUCGGUUCCCCCCGGCCCUGCAGGCAGGACGAAGCCUUCACGCAGGAUCAACCCAACUCCGGUGAGCGACGAGCGGUCACUUUCCAAGCCCAAGACCUGCUUCACCUCACCCCCAAUCAACUGUGCCCCCAGUUCCCAACCCUCAGCCCUGGACACUAGCCCUUGGGGCCAUGGCCUUCCCCCAGGGUGCAGAAGUCUGCAAGAGGAGCGGGAGAUGCUCAGGAAGGAGCGCUCUAAGCAGCAGCAGCAGCAGUCACCUACCCCUGCCUGCCCCACCCCAGAGACGGGGUCUCCCCUCCCCAGCCAGACCGGGAACAUCACAGCUGAACCCGCCGACCCUGCCAGAGUGUCUUCCCACCAGCGCCUCCAGCUGGUAGCCCUUGUCUACUCUUCGUGCAUUGCAGAGAACCUGGUGCCCAACCUCUUCCUGGAGCUCUUCUUUGUCCUUCAACUCCUCACUGCCCGGCGCAUGGUGGCCACCAAGGAUCACGACCUUGAGCCAAGCCCAGGAGCCCAAGAUUCCCUGGAAAGCCCACUGUUCCAGAAUGUCCAUGACUGUGUCUUCUUUGCAGUGCAGGUUUUGGAGCAUCAGUUUCAAGUUCUUUCCUACCUGGACAAAGGGACCUUGAAGCUCUUGGCUGAAAAUGAGCGGCUGCUGUGCUUCUCACCAGCUCUUCAGGGCCGCCUCCGAGCUGCCUAUGAGGGCAGUGUCGCCAAGGUUUCUCUGGAGAUGCCACCUUCUGCCCAAGCUGUCUCCUUUCAACCUGAAACUGACAAUCGUGCCAACUUCUCCAGUGACCGAGCCUUUCAUACUUUUAAAAAACAGAGGGAUGUGUUUUAUGAGGUGCUGCGAGAGUGGGAAGAUCGCCAUGAGGAGCCUGGCUGGGAUUUUGAGAAGGGCCUGGGAAGCAGGAUCAGAGCCAUGAUGGGUCAGCUCUCUGCAGCCUGCAGCCACAGCCAUUUCGUUCGACUUUUCCAAAAACAACUUCUCCAGAUGUGUCAGCGUCCUGGUGGUGCUGGGGGCACUGUCUUGGGCGAGGCCCCAGAUGUGUUAAGUAUGCUUGGAGCUGACAAGCUGGGGCGGUUGCGGCGUCUCCAGGAACGACUAGCGGCUCCUCAGAGCAGUGGGGGGCCCUGUCCACCCCCCACCUUCCCAGGUUGUCAGGGCUUCUUCAGGGACUUCAUCCUGAGUGCCAGCAGCUUUCAGUUUAAUCAGCAUCUCAUGGAUAGUCUGAGUUUGAAGAUCCGGGAGCUCAACAGCCUCACCCUGCCUCAGCCUGAACCCAGUGAUGAAGAUGGGGAGGCGGAUGUGGACUGGCAGGGCGAACGGAGGCAGUUUGCUGUGGUGCUGCUCAGCCUGAGGCUUCUGGCUAAAUUCCUGGGCUUUGUGGCCUUCCUGCCAUACCGGGGACCCGAACCACCCCCAACUCGGGAGCUCCAGGACUCCAUUCUGGCCCUGAGGAGCCAGGUGCCCCCGGUGCUGGACGUGCGGGCUCUGCUGCAGCAGGGGCUGCGGGCCCGCCGGGCGGUCCUCACGGUGCCCUGGCUGGUGGAGUUCCUCUCCCUCGCCGACCACAUUGUCCCCCUGAUGGACUAUUACCGCAGCGUCUUCACGCUCCUGCUGCAGCUCCAUCGGAGCUUGGUCUUGUCCAAGGAGAGUGAGGGGGAAAUGUGUUUCCUGAACAAGCUGCUGCUGCUUGCGGUGCUGGGCUGGCUUUUCCAGAUCCCAACAGUCCCCGAGCACUUGUUUUUUCUGGAAGAGUGUCAGUUGGAUACAUCUGAAGCAGACACAGUAACCCCCGAGCACGGCUUGGACAACAUGCCGGUGGUGGACCAGCACCUGCUCUACACUUGCUGCCCCUAUAUCGGAGAACUUCGGAAACUGCUGGCUUCGUGGGUAUCAGGCAGCAGUGGACGGAGUGGGGGCUUUGUGCGGAAAAUUACCCCCACCACUACAACUGGACUGGGAACCCAGCCUCCCCGGACCACCCAGGGGCUGCAGGCUCAGCUCGCCCAAGCCUUUUUCCACAACCAGCCACCCUCCCUGCGCAGGACUGUGGAAUUUGUGGCAGAGCGAAUUGGUUCUAACUGUGUCAAACACAUCAAGGCCACACUGGUGGCGGACCUGGUGCGCCAGGCAGAGUCGCUUCUUCAAGAACAGCUGGUGACGGAGGGAAAGAAUGGGAGAGAUCCAGCCCAGCUGUUGGAGAUCCUGUGUUCCCAGCUCUGCCCCUAUGGGGCGCAGGCACUCACCCAGGGGCGGGAGUUCUGCCAAAGGAAGAGCCCUGGGGCCGUGCGGGCACUGCUUCCGGAGGAGACCCCAGGAGCUGUGCUAAGCAGUGCAGAGAACAUUGCUGUGGGACUUGCAACAGAAAAAGCCUGUGCUUGGUUGUCAGCCAAUAUCACAGCGCUGAUCAGAAGAGAGGUGAAAGCGGCAGUGAACCGAACACUUCGCGCCCAGGGUCCUGAACUGGCUGUCCAGGGGGAGCGGAGGGGCUGCUCCCGUGCCUGUGAGCACCAUGCUCCCCUCCCCUCCCACCUCAUCUCCGAGAUCAAAGAUGUGCUCUCUCUGGCCGCUGGGCCCCGGGACCCUGAGGAGGGAGUUUCCCCAGAGUACCUGGAGCAACUCCUAGGCCAGCUAGGCCAGAUGCUGCAGUGCCGCCAGUUCCUGUGCCCACCUGCUGAGCAGCAUCUGGCAAAGUGCUCUGUGGAUUUAGCAUCUCUCCUUGUGGCUGACCAAAUUCCUGUACUCGGGCCCCCAGCACAGCACCGGCUGGAGCGCGGGCAGGCGCGAAGGCUCCUGCAUGUUCUGCUCUCCCUGUGGAAGGAUGACUUUCAGGUGCCCGUCCCACUGCAGCUGCUGCUGAGCCCGAGAAACGUGGGGCUUCUGGCAGACACUCGGCCGAGGGAGUGGGACCUGCUGCUGUUCCUGCUCCGGGAGCUGGUAGAGAAAGGCCUGAUGGGACGGACAGAGAUCGAGGCUUGCCUGGGCAGCCUGCGUGAGGCCCGGUGGCCAGAGGACUUCUCUGAAGAAUUACAAACCCUGUUCAACCUGUUUUUAGCUGAGCCCCACGUGCCAGAACCUCAGCUAAGAGCUUGUGAGCUGGUGCAGCCAAACCGGGGGACUGUGCUGGCCCAGAGUUAAGACUGGGGAGUGGCCCUGCCUUGGGCAUCUCAACAGAACCCUGGAGCCCUGCCACAGGAGGCAGCUCCAGAGCCACCCAAGUGCCCACUGCUGACCCUCGGCAGUGCAGGAGUAGCUGAGUGUGCAACCCGGUUUCCUGCUCGUAUGCGAAGGGAAAGUGUGGCUCAGUGCAGGUGCGCCACCCCAAGUCCUAGAGGAAGGAGGAGGGUUUACCUGAUUCGGGAUUGUGGUGGAAAAGGCGACAGACUCCAGUCCUGGAACAGAAGUCGGCAUCGCUUGGACACUAAGUGAAAUGAUGUGUGGGGGCUCCCGGCCCUACUUGCUGCUAACUCGGCAUUUCUUAAAACUUUGUUGUUCGGGAAAUCAUGACAGAAGCAAAUGAUUUCUGCUUACCGUGUAAGGAACGUGAGAAAGUUGAAACAUGAAUCCUGCGAGUCUCCAUUUUCUCCCACCAGAAGCUGUACCGCCAGCUGCUUCAAAGUGCAUGGCAGACGAGGGGGGCUCACAGGACAGAAACCGGGAUGCCGUGUGUCCCCUGUUCAGCCAGUAGCUCGCAACCCAGUUCCAUCCAAGGGUUGUGCACGGGAGAAAGAGCUUUUUAAAAUAAACUGCUUUCUUUACUGGGGGUUUCAUGUCUACUCACUCCCACCUGACUUCCUGCGGACGGCUGCGGGAAGGCGGGCUGAGUGGAGCUGCCCUAGCGCCUUGACACCUGGUGACGCCUGCGUGUUCCAUUGUCAACUUGCUCCACGCAGUGCUGACCUCGGGGCAACUCCCUUAUAGAGUUCAGGGCAUUGUGUGCAAUUUCUACUCACAAGGUCCUGCCUAUUAAACUGUAGCAAGGAAGCUCCCACUAUGCCUGUUUUGUCAGGACUGGGGUGUUUGUUCUGGCCAGAAACUAAAAAGCAUUUUUUGUCUGAAUGAUCCACUGCCUCAGGAAGCAUUAAUUACCUUGAUAGUCUACGUUAAGUUCACUCCUGCAAAAGUCACAGUUUUUCUACUUUGGCAGUGUGUAAAGUCAGGCUCUGUUGGAGAAGAUAACUCUGAAUCCUGUUGAAGGGAAAAGUUGGGGGGAAAGUUCACAGCUGUCAAAGAGGUCGCCAACCCAUGGAAAGGUCAGGUUCUCGGGGCCUUGACAACAGGAAAGCUGGUUACUCCCACUAAGUCCCAGCAGCACAGAAAAUAGGGAUGUUUCUCAGUCCCCACAGCUCCUGCCCAGUAAGAGUGCACCUUCCCCAGCCCAUUACUCCUUCAACAACUGCAUCUCAACAUUUUCAAAUGAUUUUAUCUUUGUCCUUUGAAUCCAAUUUAUACUACAGCAAAUUCAGAAAGUUCUGAAUGCUGAGAACCAAAAGUUUUAUCUUUCUGCGCCCAUCAGAUGUGGCUGAAGGAAAGCACCGCUCUAGGAAGCUGAGUUACUUCAUUGCCGCUCCUCUGAGGUAGGACAGGCAGGCCAGUGGCAAAAGCCUGAAGCCCCAAGGAUGCCAGGCAGAAGGACUAAGCCUCAACCCAGGCCUGGCCCAAAGCUCAAUAAACUUAGCAGUGCCCCGUUCCGGAAACCGCUGGCCUACGUGAAGCGUAAAAGCCUACUUGAGGCAGAAUGACGACGGCUGAUGGAAACAGCGAGUGACCUAAUCAGGCUACUUUCUAUUAUAUUUGCUUGCUACAGCCUGCCUAAAAUUGAUUUUCAAAGCAUGGUCACCAAUCUAGCAGCCUCAGGAUCACAAAUAUAUGGGCCCCUAGGAGACCUGAAUCAGAAACUGGGAGGGGGCCCAGCCCAGCCCGGCCCAGGACGGAACAAGUCCUUUGGGUGAUUUUGAUGCACAACACAACCAAAACCACUUACCCAAGCCCAAAUCUGCCUUUGCCGUGAUCAUUUAGACCAGGUCACUGGGUUAUCAUUAGCACUUUGCGUUUAGUUAUAAAAUCUGCCUCACAUCAUCUUUAGAUCGCUGACUCACUGGCCCGGUGUGUGGCUUCUCUAGUUAGCAACAUGGUCUCCGGGUACCCGUGUGGGCACAUCAACACAGCCUCAGAAGCUCCCGAGGUGCACACCUGUUACAGAACGUCCACAAGGACUGUGGUCACUGUCGGGUGGGGCGAUGACUGUUACGGAAUCGACCCUCCACUUGGGAUUUGGCCACAGCUGGGGGGAAAAGUCUGGUGGUUAGGUAUGUGCAAAGCACUGACAAGCUCAUGGGAAGCACUCAGUAAAUACGUGUCAACUCUAUGGCUUAAAACUGGAUCGAUGAUUCUUGCCAUCACAAUCUCCAGGCUAAAUCUGCUGCUGUGCUCAAAUGACACACUUGGGCUGUCCCAGGGAUAUCUUCACUAAAUAAAAGUACACACAGGAUUCCCGUAAGUUGACUUUUUUUUCAGUCAACAGUGAGAGAUUUAUAUAAAGAGAUGGGAGUACAUAAAUAGGGUGUUAAAUAUGUCACCUAAAAAUUAACCAGAAAAACAAAAGUUUCAAAAAGCAAUUAAAAAAUAACCUUCAGUCAGUAAUAUAUAAAUAACAAUCUGAGGUAAAAGAGAAAAAAAUCCCUCCAACACUUUUAGAAAAAUAAAUUUCUGCUGUGCUGUACAGAACUUUACCUUUUUUCCACAUCUUCAUCCCCACAUGGUUGCCCUCUUCCAGCGAAGAUUCUAGGCACAACUGAAGCUGGAAUUCGCUCCCACUACUUCCAGGUCAUUAUACAGCGUAUUCAAAGCUCAAGUUCAGCCAGGUUAAGACACAAGAAAACAUCCCAUCCUCCACCACCCCCUAGAAUAGGUGGGGCGACAGCAGCAGCGUGGAAUUCUCGAGACACCACUGAAAAGCUAGGGCCAAGGCUGAGCGAGAAGAGGAACAAUGUAACUGAGCAUCUUCCUAACAAAUCACUUAACCUCCCUCGUCUCCUCUCCCAUCUCACAGAGCUGCCUUUCGCCUUUCUGAAAUUCCUCUCGGCACCCAGUAUCUGACUGCCCCCACCAGUGAGCCUCGGAGCUAGGCUCCACCUGGCCCCCAGCUCUGUGCACCCCACCUCCCACAGGGUCCUCCCCCUCUACUGAGCGCUACUCCUGACAGGCAGAGACCCAAACGUCCUCUCCUGUGAGGGAAGGAAGAAGGGGAAGCAAAUGGAAUUAAGCGUUUUGUAACUAAUCAAUAAGGAUAAAUAAUUCUGAAUCAAUGUUCUGGUUUGUGCAGCUGUUUUUUGUUUUGUUUUGUUUGUUUUGUUUUUUAACUGUUCUCUGGUCUUUUCUAACACUCCAUCCCACACUGGAGCUGACUGCCGGAGGCAGAUGCUAAGCAGAGUCUUGCCGGUGGCUGCUUGCUUCCUACUGGCCGAGGGCUGGGCCGCGAGGAAGCUCUGGACCAGAGCUCUGCCGGCUGUGCCCCUUGCUGGGCAGCUUGCUGCCACUGGGUCCCAGAGACAGAAAAUAAAGGUGAGGAAUCAAAAAGGCGAGUUGAGCUUCAUUCACUCUGGAUGGCUCAGGCCCCUCGCUCUACAGUGGUGGCAGCCG